This is a messenger RNA of Linum tenue, 1822 nucleotides long. Lineage: Eukaryota; Viridiplantae; Streptophyta; Magnoliopsida; Malpighiales; Linaceae. The record is from the annotation of a GenBank genome assembly.
UGACCAUCUCUCUUCCUUGUCUCUCACCAAAAAAGAAAUCUCUAUUCCUUGUCCACCGAAAAGGGAAAAGAGUAGGAGAAGAAAGGAAGAAAGCAGGGCUAAACCGGAAAGCAGAAUCAACACGCCCAAAAUUCCCCCAAAAUUUGGAUCAAAGUUUCGGAGACUUGGGUAAUCUCGCCGCGCAGUACCAACAAUGGCUGACGAGGGCGGAUAGAGAAAUGUCCUUUUCAUAUUCUAUGUCUGAUUUAGUUGCAAGGACUGGUCGACAUCAGCAACGGUACGAGGGCGGCUGUCGCCUUGUGGCUGGAGUUGUUGUGGAAUAUCAUCCUCAAGAGUCAAGAGUGGUUUGGCUGGCUGGCUGGCUGGACGUCAAUCAAAUCAUUGGCGUCUCGCUUUUUCCUGUUCCUUGGGUCGAAUUUGAUCAUGGAAUCUUGCUAUAUGGUCUGGAACCUAAAUUAUAUACGAUUUAACACAGUAGGCUGGAGAAGCACUUUUCCAAAGUGGUCAAUUUACUUAGAAAAUUCAGAAAUGGUGUCUUUCUCAUGGUUGGCCAUCUUAGGAUAUUUUCUUUCCCAUUUUCAGUAAUCUUUAUUGAUUUGUUUCAAAUUGCAUUUUAGUUUGGAAGUAUCCCUUAAGAGGAGGUCAGUCGCUUACAGGAUCUUUUUAUCCAGUGGAUGAAACGAAUCUGGCAACAUGACCCUUGGAAUCAUAUAUUAUAGAGGGUGUAAGCUUCAAUUCAUAGCAAUGAUCUAGUCAUAAAUGUUCGUAUAGGCUUAGGUAGCCAUAUCCAACUGAAAGAGUUGAGGAGUUGGAGGUUUCCUUCCAUUUUAGCUAUGCCGUAAAAGAUUGAAAGGUCAACUAUCAUAUAAUGGAACAUGCUCAUAUGGUGUUAUUAAGAUGGGAAAAGAGAAAAUGAAAAUGGUAUGCUUGUAGUCGUAAUUGUUUGGUUGGUAACAAAUUGAUUGCUUUUGUUUUGUGUGAAAAGAUAUGGAAAUGGAUUGUUUGAUUGAUUGAGUGUUACUGUUUGAGGUUCUAUAGGCAUUUUGCAAAUCGUGAUUCUCUAACUCGGCAAAGCUGUAUCCGCAGGUGCAUUCCAUUUAGGUAUAGAGAAUGUGAUGAUAAUGGUGAUACUAAUUCUGGGAAGGUUGUUGAGGUCCUCAUGAUCAACUCCACCAGUGGUCCUGGUUUAUUGUUGCCAAAGGGAGGGUGGGAGAACGAUGAGACUGUUAAAGAAGCAGCAGUAAGGGAAGCUAUAGAAGAAGCUGGAGUUCGAGGUGAUAUAUUGGAUUUCAUAGGGGAUUAUCACUUCAAGAGUAAAACAAAUCAAGAGGAGAGUUGUACUGAAGGGUUGUGUAGAGCUGCCAUGUUUGCAUUGUACGUGAAAGAAGAGCUGCAGUCAUGGCCAGAGCAAAGUACUCGUACAAGGAGCUGGUUAUCUGUUUCUGAAGCGGUUGAGAGUUGUCGACAUGAAUGGAUGGAAGAUGCUUUGAAGCACUUUGCAACUUGGCUCAAAGAUAAAGACGUAAACUAGCAGUGAUCUCCCCAUUAUUAAGACUUUGAUAUGAUGUAUGUUAGGAAAAGAUGCACAAACCCUCACCCUGGUAAUUCUCAGGGCCUGUUUUCUUUCUUAAACAACCCCGAUAACAAGAUAGUAGAAAUGGGGAAAAUCCGGGAAAUAGUUCUUCCUUUUUGGUUAUCUCUAGUCUUUCUUUUUCCAAUUAACAAUCUGACCCAUCUAUAUUGUUUACUAAAGAUGGAGAAUCAAUAGUAUUUUUAAUGGAUAUUUCAAAAUGGGACAACAACAUACAUAAUAGCAAGUUAU